Molecule: messenger RNA, 2394 nt
Organism: Solea solea (common sole)
Lineage: Eukaryota; Metazoa; Chordata; Actinopteri; Pleuronectiformes; Soleidae
Gene: ryk
Product: receptor like tyrosine kinase
Exons: 16
Coding region: 461-2362 (633 amino acids)
Biological process (GO): multicellular organism development; axonogenesis; positive regulation of kinase activity
Cellular component (GO): signaling receptor complex
Molecular function (GO): protein kinase activity; ATP binding
Source: RefSeq, a predicted model, not a curated record
UGAAAACUGAGAUGGUGAGGAAAAAGCAACGGGAGGAGAGACCAUGGAGGGGGAACGCUGGAUGUAUUAGCUUCUCUGCUAAUUUAGGGAACUAUUUCAACUUAUCGACCACUUUCGCUCGCUCAAAUCAAAUCACGUCCAUGCGGAGUCAGCUGGUGUGUACUUCAUGUGCUCGGGAAACGUCGUAAAUCUCCCGAACAUUACAAACAUUCAGCGUCAGUGUGACCGCAGACAGUUAGCACAGCCCGACCAAAGUUAGCCUGUUCCGGCUAACUUAGCCUGCCUCGGCUAGCAAGGAAAGGACAAAAACAGGCGAGUGGGAAAAGGGGAUUUUAUGCUACAAGUGGCGCUAAAGUAACUCGUAAUGUUGCCUCCUGGGAUUAACUUCAGAUACGGAUGAGAACGAGUUUGGCGACCGUGGAGAAGACCGAGAACAACUGCGAGCCAGAGCGCCACUGCUAUGUUGGGGUUGAUUCGCGGCUCUGGCAGCCCGUCUGAGUCCCCAGCUUGGCCACAAUCGGUGCUGUGGAGGCUGGGGGGCUUCUUCUUCCUGCUGCUGCUGCUGGAAGGAACCGGGUGCCUCUCCAGCCCGAGCAGCCCUUCAGGCAUCAUCAACAACAACAACAACAACCAGCCGAGUGUCAAUAUUUACAUGAGUGUGGAAGAAGUGAAGAAGCUUUUGGGCUUAGACGCAGAGCUUUACUACGUACGAGAUGAUGUAGUGAACCACUAUGCACUCUCCUUCACCCUACCUGUUCCUAGUGAAACCAACAGCCUUCACUUCACAUGGCAUUCCAAGACAAAGGUUGACUACAGGCUUGGCUUCCAUGUGGAGAACGCUGUUGCCAUGAACCUACCAAGAAGCAACAUCUCCAGUCAGGGGGAGGUUCCCCGUGUUCCCUCUGUCUUCAGAGUGGACCUCUUCUGUUCCGGCAAAGUAGAUGGAGAGGCUGUUGCGACAGUGCAGCUCAAUCUGACCAUCCACCCCAACAACUACACAGUGCUCAACUUCAAGAGGAGGAAAAUGUGCUACAAGAGAAUAGAUUCUGACUCCAAGAUUCCCAUUCCCCUCAACAAUAACACUCUUCAGCGGCCCGACUUAGAUGGUGUGACCGCCCCCACCAGCUCCACUCAGGUGUUCUACAUAAGCGUGAGUGUGUGCUGCAUCGUCAUCUUCCUUGUGGCCAUCAUCCUUGCCAUCCUUCAUCUGCACAGCAUGAAGAGAGUUGAGAUGGAGGACAGUGUGAGUGACAGUGGGAGCUCACAGGGUCUGUCUCAGCCAUCGACACAGACCACACAAUACCUGAGAGCUGACACACCAAACAACGCAGCCCCCGUCACAAACAAUCACCCUGGUUCUGCACCAAUCCUCCAGCUUGCUGCCUCCUCCUUCCAAAACCCUGGUGCUCCCCCUAAUGAAACCAAAAGCUACCCAUCUCUCCGCAUAGAGAAAAAUGACCUGAGGAGUGUUACUCUUAUGGAGGCCAAAGCUAAAGUGAAAGACAUUGCCAUCUCGAGGGAGAGAGUCACUCUACGAGACGUCUUGCAUGAAGGCACGUUUGGCCGCAUCUUCCAUGGUGUUCUUCUGGACGAAAAAGACCCCAGCAAGGAGAAGCAGGUCUUUGUGAAGACAGUGAAAGAUCAUGCAUCCGAAGUGCAGGUGACCAUGAUGUUGACUGAAAGUUGCAAACUCCGUGGACUUCAUCACAGAAACCUGCUGCCCAUAAGUCAUGUAUGCACGGAGGAAGGAGAGAAGCCAAUGGUGCUGUUGCCCUUCAUGGCUUGGGGGAAUCUCAAGCUGUUCUUGCGACAGUGCAAGCUAGCUGAGGCUAACAACCCACAGGCAAUCUCUCAACAAGACUUGGUUUACAUGGCAAUUCAGAUUGCAUGUGGGAUGAGCUACCUGGCUCGUCGGGAGGUCAUACACAAAGACCUCGCUGCCAGGAACUGCGUCAUUGACGACAACAUGCAGGUGAAGAUUACAGACAACGCCCUGGCUCGGGACCUAUUUCCCAUGGAUUACCACUGUCUAGGGGAUAAUGAGAACCGGCCCGUUCGCUGGAUGGCCCUGGAAAGUUUGCUCAACAAUGACUUCUCUAGUGCAAGUGAUGUGUGGGCCUUCGGAGUGACCCUGUGGGAACUGAUGACCCUGGGUCAGACCCCCUACGUCGACAUCGACCCCUUUGAGAUGUCGGCCUAUCUGAAGGAUGGGUACAGAAUAGCACAACCCAUCAACUGUCCAGAUGAACUGUUUGCAGUGAUGGCUUGUUGCUGGGCCCUGGACCCAGAGGAAAGGCCCAAAUUCCAGCAGCUUGUUCAGUGUCUCACAGAAUUCCACGCAGCGCUGGGGGCGUACGUGUGAAAGCUUUUUUGUUUAUAUAUAUAUAUAUAUAU